Molecule: messenger RNA, 1743 nt
Organism: Puccinia graminis f. sp. tritici CRL 75-36-700-3
Lineage: Eukaryota; Fungi; Basidiomycota; Pucciniomycetes; Pucciniales; Pucciniaceae
Exons: 13
Coding region: 111-1418 (435 amino acids)
Biological process (GO): lipid metabolic process
Source: RefSeq, a predicted model, not a curated record
UCCUGUUCCCCAGUGAUCUAUCCUGUUUGUUGAACUUCCAAAUCAUCUCUGCUUCACCUCAAUAGUGACCUGAUCCACUUCCUUAUCCCCCCUUUGUCCAGCACCUCAAGAUGAUUUUCGGCCGAACCGAAGCUUUGAUCUUCUUCACAUCACUCGUUGGGCUUUCUGGUGCCCACAGAGCCAUCCGUCCCCGGGCUCUACCCUCAACUCAAACCGAGUCUUCCGGAACUCCCCAGACAAACACCAACCCACCCAUGCUUAAUACUGCCUCUGAUAAUACUCCCAAAACUGUCUCCAACCGCACUCCCAGUACUGUCCCCGACCCAAGUCGCAGUACUGUCCCCACCCGCAACCCCAAUAAUGUGGCCAGUUCCAGUCCUGACACUGGCUCAGAUGCCCGUAAUACUGGCUCAAAUGCUCUCAACACUGGCUCGGAUGCUCGUAACACUGGCUCGAAUGCUCGCAAGACUGGCUCGAGUACUCUCAACACUGGCUCGAAUGCUCGCAACACUGGCUCGAGUGCUCUCAACACUGACUCGAGUGCUCGUGACACUGACUCGAGUGCUCGUGACACUGGCUCGAGUCCUAGCACCAACUCAGCCUAUCCUCCGGAUCAUCGGGAUUGGGAAUACCUUAACGGAAUCCCCUGGUGGAAAACUGAUCCCACGCAACAAGACCAUUUACGAUUCCAUUGCUACCUCUCAAUGGCAUCCUAUGGCGACUACACGACACUCUGUCCAAGCACAUUUACUAAAGGCUUCACAGUUCUAGAAGAAUUCAGCACCAAAGCUGGUCAAGCUGGCUUCACUGCCCUGAUACCUGAGAUGGAAAAAGUAGUGAUUGUAUUUCGAGGCUUUGAAAAUGACGAUGCGCUGAACUGGAAUCCAGUUACGAUGGAGGAUUUAGUCGAAAACUGUCCCGGGUGCCAGGUUGCCGCCGGGGUUAAAAAGCUCUACUUGUCCGCCAAAGAAGCCACAAACAACUGGGAAGUGGCCAAGAAGAAAGUGGCCGAGACUGGUUUGAAAUUCUCUGUCACGGGUCACGGAAUUGGCGGAGCUGUAGCAGCCCUGGCCGGAUUAGAGUUGGGGGCUCAGGGAUAUGUUCACUACUCGCACAAUCAAGGAAUGCCCCGUGCGUUUAACUAUGCGGCGGCAGUUCGAUAUGAUAACUUGUUCCAAGUGUUGGCUGGUCAGAGCAUAGUCUCAGAGAAUGACUACAUGGUUCAAAAAUAUCCAUUGGGGCCCUUCUACCAUCUUGGCACCAAAGUCAAGAUUACUGGUGAAAUGCAACAGUGGUUAACCAACUGCUAUGGAAACAAUGAAAACUCAACUUGUAUUGGGACUGGUAACAAUGUUCCAAUCCAUGACACAUAUUUUACCCCUAAGGGCCAAUGUGGUAGUGCCGACAAAGGAUGGUGAUUCCACCUAUCAGCGACGAUACCCACCAAAUUCAAGCAAACGACAGCGAUUCAUUUCUUCACUACCUUCAUCACCUUCGGACGAAAAAAAAAAAAAAAACAGAUAAAAUAAAUUCUUCAGCCUCUAUCAUUCUUUUAAAGCGGUUUUUAUUGUUCAAGGAAGGUUACCUGCAGCCAAACAAGUGCUUUUAAAUCAUGCUGUCUCUUUUCUUUCUUGAUUUUUCUUUCCUGUCAUUUUUUAAAUUCUUCUAUUACAUUGACACUUCAGGUUAAUUUGGAUCUUGGAUAGCUGAUCUAUGCAAUUUAAUUUGAGCAAACUCUUUUGC